Symbiodinium sp. CCMP2456 is the source of this 265-nucleotide messenger RNA. Lineage: Eukaryota; Dinophyceae; Suessiales; Symbiodiniaceae. The record is from the annotation of a GenBank genome assembly.
GCUCUUCACGGCGUCCCGCAGUGCGUUUCAACUGGCUGGAGCAGAGCAGACACGGAAUUUUGCAGACCUCCUCCACUGCCUCGGCGACUGCCUGGAUGAGCAGGGGAAGCACGAUGAGGCUUUCAGGAUCUUCAAGCAAGCGCAGCAUGUCUUCGAGCUCUGUGGGCUCAGCAAGACGACGAACUACGCCGAGUUGCUGGCUAACAUGGCGGACUGCAUGAAGAAGCAAGGCCUGGAGAAGGAUUCCGCUCAGGUCCUCGACAAG